Molecule: messenger RNA, 3926 nt
Organism: Cuscuta campestris
Lineage: Eukaryota; Viridiplantae; Streptophyta; Magnoliopsida; Solanales; Convolvulaceae
Source: the annotation of a GenBank genome assembly
ACUACUACCUCCGUCCCAGAGUAUUUGUCCAGUUUCAUUUUUACACAUCAUCCAAUACACUUCUUUAAUCCAUUUUAUCUUGUAAUUUGUAUAUUAAAAAAUUAUAGAAAUUAUAUAUUAAUAAUCUAUAUGUUAAGACAAAUCAAACAAGAUCACACAUGACUAUAUUUAGGCUUAUACAUUGAGAGAAUUUGAUGAGUCAAAGUGCUUAGAUGAACAGUUCCAAAAGUCAAAACUGGACGAAUACUCCGGGACGGAGGGAGUAUGUACUACUACCGGUAUUAAUAAAAUCUUCCCGUUGGCAUGGUACAACCGAAAAAGAGUUCAAAUGGAGGGCAAACCUUAAAACUCGCCUCUGCUGGGAAAAUGGGUUUAUGCGUCAUCAUGUAUGGACCAUCUUCCCAACCUGUUGAGAUUAUGUAAGAACAUUCACAACAAUGAAAAAUGCAUCGGCCACCGCCAAAUUAUACACCUUCCCACUGGAUGAUGCUGGUAAAAUCGCCAGCCGUUUUGCGGCACAACUUCAGCUGUGCACCGCUAACAUACACAGUCCUGCUACGUCUUCUCACGUCAGAACCAUCCACGCUCACAUGAUCACUUCCGGGUUCAAGCCCCAUGGGUACAUCCUCGACCGCCUCAUUGAUCUCUAUUGUAAGUCCUCGAACCUCUCUUACGCAAGACAAGUGUUUGACAAAAUUCCCCAACCGGAUGUGUUUGCAAGAACGACCAUGAUUGCUGCGUAUUCUGCUUCCGGUGACCUCAAGAUGGCUUCACAUGUUUUUCGUAAUGCUCCUUUAAGCAUUCGUGAUACUGUUAUCUAUAAUUCUAUGAUAACUGGGUACUCGCAUCACAAUGAUGGCCAUGCUGCCAUAAAUCUCUUUAGUGACAUGAAAAGAAAGAACUUUAAGCCUGACCAGUACACAUACACUAGUGUGCUUGCAGCUUUGGCACUUAUAGCUGAAUGUGAAUUGGAUUGCCAGCAGUUUCAUUGUGCUGUCAUCAAGUCUGGAACUGGGACAGUUACAUCGGUGGUGAAUGCCCUUAUGUCGGUGUAUGUUAGAUGCGCAUUUUCUCCAUUGGCAUCUUCAGUACUUCUAAUGGACUCAGCUAAGAAGCUAUUUGAUGAGCUUCCCAAGAGGGAUGAGUUGUCAUGGACAACGAUCAUUGUCGGCUUUAUAAAGAAUGAUAAUGUUGAUGCUGCACGGAAAGUGUUUGAUGGGAUGGAUGAGAAGUUACUUGUGGCAUGGAAUGCAAUGAUUUCAGGGUAUGUGCAUAAGGGUUUUGUCUCCGAAGCAUUAGAACUUUUUAGACAAAUGUACUUGCUAGGAAUUAGAUACGAUGAAUUUACAUACACGAAUGUUAUCAGUGCAUGUGCGGAUGCUAGAUUAUUUCUCCAUGGAAAGCAGCUACAUGCUUACAUCAUAAGGAUGGAAACCAAAGCUAAAGAUCAUUUCCAUGUGUCAGUAAAUAACGCUUUGAUGACACUAUAUUGGAAAUGCAGUAGAGUUGAUGGUGUUAGGAAAAUAUUUGACCUGAUGAUCACUAAGGACCUGAUCUCGUGGAACACAGUUUUGUCUGCCUAUGUGAGUGCAGGACAAGUAAAUGAAGCUAAAUUGGUUUUUUCUGAGAUGCCAGAGAAGAACUCCUUAACAUGGACAGUGAUGAUAUCUGGAUGUUCACAAAAAGGGCUUGGGGAAGAAGGUUUGAAGCUAUUCAACCAAAUGAAAUUAAAUGGAUUUGAGCCAUGCGACUAUGCUUUUGCAGGAGCCAUUACAUCUUGUGCAGUUCUGGCUGCAUUAGAAACUGGGCGCCAACUCCAUACUCAGAUUAUUCGGCGUGGAUUUAUUUCAAGCCUCUCUGCUGGAAAUGCACUAAUUACAUUCUAUGGGAGAUGUGGAGCCAUUGAGGAUGCACUGUGUCUCUUUCAAAGGAUGCCAUGGCUUGAUUCAGUGUCUUGGAAUGCAAUGAUUGCUGCCCUGGGGCAGCAUGGUCAGGGUACACAUGCAAUUGAACUUUUUGAAGAGAUGUUGGAAGAGAACAUAACUCCUGACCGUAUAAGCUUUCUUACUAUUCUAUCUGCAUGUAGUCAUGCAGGGUUUAUAAAAGAAGGACAACAUUAUUUUAAUUUAAUGCAUACCAGGUAUGGAAUAAGCCCAGGAGAAGAUCACUAUGCUCGCUUAAUUGAUUUGUUGUCUCGAGCCGGAAGGUUCUCAGAAGCAACAAAUGCGAUCCAGGAUAUGCCUUAUAAGCCUGGGGCACCCAUUUGGGAAGCUCUUCUUUCUGGUUGCCGGCUUCAUGGAAAUAUUGAGCUGGCGGUGCAAGCUGCAGAUAAACUAUUUGAAUUGGUUCCACAACAUGAUGGGACCUACAUACUUAUGGCUAACAUGUUUGCAUCUGCGAGCAGAUGGAGUGAGGCUGCCAGUAUACGAAAGUUAAUGAGGGAACGGGGAGUCAAGAAGGAGCCUGCCUGUAGUUGGAUUGAGGUUGAAAACAAAGUCCAUGUAUUUUUGGUGGAUGAUAUGAAGCAUCUUGAAAUUCAAGCAGUUUACAACUAUCUGGAGGACUUAACAGCAAGGAUGAGGAAAGCUGGAUAUGUUCCUGAUACAAAAUAUGUGUUGCAUGAUACGGAGAUUGAACAAAAGGAGAAUGCCUUGUCAUCUCACAGUGAAAAACUUGCAGUUGUGUUUGGCCUCUUGAAGCUACCUCAUGGUGCCACAAUUAGGGUAUUCAAGAACAUUCGAAUAUGUGGGGACUGCCACAAUGCAUUAAAGUUAAUUUCAAAGCUAGAGGAAAGACAGAUUAUUGUGAGAGAUGGCAAGAGGUUCCAUCAUUUCAGAGAUGGUGAAUGUUCAUGUGGUAACUACUGGUGAUCAGAGAUGCUGAAUGAAUUAUAAAAACUGUGUCUCUGGACAUAAUGAUGUGAACAAUCUGAAAGAAUUGAUGGAGGGCAUAAAGUAGAUAUACUGGAAGUCUGACGCUUUGUCUGUUAUUCAUUGUGCAUUUGAGGUUAUCUCUCUUCCAGUUCCGUCCACAUCCACCAGCGCAAUCUUCAUUGGAAAAUCAGUUUUGUGCUCCCGUCGUUUCGGCUGUUGACCAUAAGAGGUUUUGGACUUCUAGUUUUUUCCUUUGGAUAUUUGUGACCAUUAAACAUGUGGAUUAUUUUUUCCUCUGGAAUAACAGUUUACAUGCGCACCACUAUGUGCUCUACUCAGACAAGGCUUUUCUGUGUGGAAAAAGUGGUUAUGUUCUCAACCAAUUAUUUUACGGUCAGUUCAGACUUCCAUAAUCCAUUAUUUAAGGAAGCAAUAAUUUUUUUUCUGUAUCUUCACUUAAUUUGCAGGCUUCCUUCAAAAGGAUUAGUAGACUUUUUUAUAGUGAGAAAUCUGAUUAUCUAAGGUAACAGCUGAAUGAGGGAAGACUGGUAUGAGCUGGUAUCUUCAGAUGCCAGGUAAUAUUGAAGGUGGUUCAUGCCUCAACAUUUUCAUCACAUUUGUUAUUUGUUCGAUUCUCGGAUAUGCUGUUGUUCAUGUUACAAGAGCUCCACGAACGAGGACUUAUCUUGGGAUGUUGUGCUGCAGGAAACUUGGGCAACAUGCUCAUUAUUAUAAUUCCUGCGGUAGCCCAUUUGGUGAUCCUGAGUUUCUGGCAUUUGCCGUACUUUUGGAAUGGGCUAAUAUGAGUUUCUGAAUAUGUGGCAUAACCUGAACCUACUUAUUUUUAUGAGUUUUUCAUUGUAUGUCCCAAUAGUGUGUCUGAUACUAAUAGUUUCAUAUGAUUGGUUAGAUUAUAUAGAGCAUUAUCUCAUAAAGUGCACCAUGUUACCAUGAAAUAUUAUACCUAGAUCUAUGUGAACGCUCAGCUUUAUAUGUGAAUUAAAUAAUCAUUAACAAGUUAACAAUUCACAUAAAUGAAUAAAGACAAUUUUG